AUGGUUAACUACCCCAAAAAGAAGAAAAUGCAUUGCCCUGAUGAAAGGUGCAAUGCUCACAAGAGUUUUAAGGUAGUUCAGUAUAAAGCUGGUAAGGCACGUUUGUAUGCCAGAGGUAAGCGCCGUUACGACCGCAAACAGUCCGGUUAUGGUGGUCAGACGAAACCUAUUUUCCACAAGAAGGCGAAAACGACAAAAAAAAUUGUUUUGAAGCUUCAGUGCUCCAACUGCAAGUCGAUUAUUCAAAAUGUCUUGAAGCGCACGAAGCACUUUGAGCUGAAUGACAAAAAGAAGACUGGCAACAAGGAUCCUACAUGGUAA
Messenger RNA from Trypanosoma brucei brucei TREU927, 321 nucleotides. RefSeq names its product 60S ribosomal protein L44. Gene Ontology annotation, cellular component: cytosolic large ribosomal subunit; ribosome. The coding region runs from base 1 to 321 and encodes 106 amino acids. Gene Ontology annotation, molecular function: structural constituent of ribosome. The transcript has a single exon. Lineage: Eukaryota; Euglenozoa; Kinetoplastea; Trypanosomatida; Trypanosomatidae. The record is from RefSeq and is a predicted model, not a curated record. Gene Ontology annotation, biological process: translation.